GAAAGGGCACUCAACGCGGCGAUGGAGGAGCACAGGGUGUCACGGUCAAGACCAAUGGCGAGAAGCGCCCCUCCCCGCUCACAAGAUGAGGACGAGCAGCGUGCGUCAUCUCCUCCAGCCGUCGCAUCGCCGCCACGCAGCCUGUGGUCCGCCCACAAGGCCUUCAUGCAGACCUGGGGAGGCCAGCUGGUAAGCGCUGAGGAUCCCCCGACGCGCGAGAGCCGCUUCCUGCGUGGAACUUGUGAGUGUGUGUGCGUGCGUGUGAUUGCAGGAGGAGUGGUGUCGGUUGCUGCUGUAUCUGCUGCCCGUUGAGGAGGCUGACCCAGCCACCGAGACCAGAGCACAACUCGGUGAGGGCAGGAAUGGAAUGGCCGCGCGGCAGUUCUUUCUGCUCGUGUUAUCACUUGUGUGUUGGUUUGAUGUGUGUGUGGGUUCUGUGCAGCGUACAGUGCGGUUGAUUUGUUCUCGCUGUACCGUGAGUCCGUGCAGGCGCCCGCAACCGACCUGCCCGUGCUGGCCCGACUCCCAAACAAACAAAAGUGAGACCAGAGGAGGAACACACCGAGCGAUGCAGUCAUCCUGGCGUGUCUGUUGUAUGUUGUAUGUGUGCAGGAUUGCGUAUGUGUGGCUGAGUCUGGUGCUGCGCAGCCUGCGGUGCAUCCAGGUGCUGCUCGAGAUGUGGGAGAGCAGACGACACGGGUUCAGGGCCUCCAUGAGGCUCUGCUUCAAAAUCGAAUGCGUCAAGUAAGAGGCAGACAGACAGAGAGAUACCACCAAACACCCACCAUGCACACAUCUAUCUGCUUUUCUGUCCGUUCCUUCAUCCUCACCAACCAGGCUGGUGCUUCGUGUGGCCAUCCAGCAGCUGUCGCCCUUCGGGCUCUAUGUCGACGAGGAGUGCCUCUGGUCAACCAGCACCGCUGCGCACCACCAGCUCGAACCACACUCGCAACACCAGUCGGCAUCACCAUCGGCCCCGGCACAUCCGGCCUCGCGCCUCCCGUGGGUCGGCCGGCGCACGGGCCGCACCAUCCGCGAGCUCACCACCCUCCCUCCUCCCGCACCAUCAGCGGCACCGCCACCAGCCCCCCUGCCAGAUUGGCAGCAGACGAUCCUCAGCUCUGUCGAUGCGGACGGGCCCGCCGGGCAGUCACAUGCGCAUCAGCAGGGCGCGGCGAGAGAGGGCGUCGGCACUCACGAGGGCGAGGGCGAGACCAGCAGCAUGGCGAGCAGCACCACUACCGCGUCGACAGACAGCGCCACAGCGGCACCAGGGGCAACGCACAAGCAGGACAGCGAGCCGUCGAGCAGCACCAAUGCGUCGCCCUCCCAGUCGCCCGACGUGCUGCCGCCGCCCAGCAGCCCAACACACGACGGCGACAGGAAGGGCAAGUUCGUCCCUGUCGGUGUGCGUGGGAGGGAUGCCUCUCUGACGUCGUCGUCGUAUCGCGAGUGCCCGUGUGCUGCGUGUGCUGCCGGUGGUGGAGAGGGUGAAGACGGUGACCAUGUGGACGUGGGAGAUGAGGCAUUUGGGCGGCGAGGGCGGUAUUUUGUGAGCGAGGCGGACCUGAAAGUGUUGUUUGACCAGUGGAUGGCGAUCAAGGACAUGGCCAGACAUGCAGCCGAUCCGUCGCGGUGAGUGCAGAGACAUCCAAUGGUUCCAGAUGCAUUGCAUUUCUUCUCCCUUUUGUGUGUGUGUGUCCGUUGCUGCCUUGCCUUACUACAGCCGUGGGUUAGUGUUGGGUGAGGCCCUGUUCCAUCUGCGGCCGCUGCUCCACUCCUUUCUGCUCAGCCAGGGCGGCGACAAACCCGGAUGGAUGCCAUGGGUCAUCGCUCUGGGUGCGUGAGACACAUCAGACCACCGAUGGCCUCUGUCGUCUUUGUGUAUCUAUGGGGGUGUCUGUCUGUCUGUGUCUGUCUGUUGCUCGUCAGGUAUGGAUUUGGUGAGUUCCCAGUGUCUGCACGGCCACGCGCGGCGGUGGAGCUCCUUCACGCCGUUCGAAAUGGCGGAGCUGCAGAGAAGGUCAGCCAUGUCACAUCACGAGAUCCACACCAGCCACAGCUGUCUUCACGUGUGUCUCAUAUUGUGCAUGUGUCUGUGUGCGUGUGCGUCAGGCGUAGCGCCUUGUCGUUGGCGCUGGUGCGGUCGCCGUUUUUCGACAAGUUCCUGGAAGCACCAUGUCAGCAAAUAAACAGACUCUGCGCGGCGGUCGUCACCACUAUUGGACUCUUGUGCCUGGGCUGUUGUUGUUGUUGUUGUUGUUUAUGCAGGUGUGCAGCUGGACCAUGUGAUCAAGCGCAUCCCGUUCCUGUCGCUCAUCAGCGCACUCGACACCUUCCUCGCACUCCGGCCAUACUUCUUCUCCACCAGCGGCAGCUGAGCUAGCUCAGCCCACACACACACACACACACAGCAUCUGUAAACACUGGUUGUGUGUUCUCUUCCCGGACACCAUCCAUCGUCCACACGGCGCACACGGCUUUUCCACACACACACCUAUGUGUACGCACAUGGCCGUUUUUCCUCUGCGUUAUUUAUUUUUUCUUUCCUCUUACUCGGUCGCCGCCGUGGAGUUUGUGUCUGUGUAUGUCUGUGUCGG
Molecule: messenger RNA, 2600 nt
Organism: Vitrella brassicaformis
Lineage: Eukaryota; Vitrellaceae
Source: the annotation of a GenBank genome assembly